CGCCCGGCUGCCCCGUGCCCAUCCGCAGCUGCAAGUGCUCGGGGGAGCGGCCCAAGGGGCUCGGCGGCGGCGGCGGCGCCCCCAACCCGGCGCGCAGGAGGGUGGUGUGCGGCAGCGGGGACCUCCCGGAGCCUCCGGAGCCCGGCCUCCUCCCGAACGGCACCGUCACGCUACUCCUGAGCAACAACAAGAUCACUGUGCUCCGCAAUGGAUCCUUCCUGGGACUGUCCCUGCUGGAGAAGCUGGACCUGAGGAACAACGUCAUCAGCACGGUGCAGCCGGGAGCCUUCCUGGGCCUGGGGGAGCUGAAGCGCUUAGAUCUCUCCAACAACCGGAUCGGCUGUCUCCCCUCCGACACCUUCCAAGGCCUCCCCAGGCUUGUCCGGCUGAACAUAUCUGGAAACAUCUUCUCCAGCCUGCAACCCGGGGUCUUUGAUGAGCUGCCAGCCCUUAAGGUCGUGGACUUUGGCACUGAGUUCCUGACCUGCGACUGCCACCUAGGCUGGCUGCUCCCCUGGGCCCGGAAUCACUCCCUGCAGCUGUCCGAGCGCACACAGUGUGCCUAUCCCAGUGCCCUGCACGGCCGCACCCUGGGUGCCCUACAGGAGACACAGCUCCGCUGCGAGGGGGCCCUGGAGCUGCAUACCCACCACCUCAUCCCAUCCCUGCGCCAAGUGGUGUUCCAGGGCGACCGGCUGCCCUUCCAGUGCUCCGCCAGCUACUUGGGCAAUGACACCCACAUCCGAUGGUACCACAACCGGGCCCCAGUGGAGGGAGACGAGCAGGCAGGCAUCCUCCUGGCCGAGAGCCUCAUCCAUGACUGUACCUUCAUCACCAGCGAGCUGACUCUGUCUCACAUCGGCGUGUGGGCCUCAGGCGAAUGGGAGUGCUCCGUGUCCACGGUCCAGGGCAAUGCCAGCAAGAAGGUGGAGAUCGUGGUGCUGGAGACCUCUGCCUCCUACUGCCCUGCCGAGCGCAUUGCCAACAACCGCGGCGACUUCAGGUGGCCUCGAACUCUGGCGGGCAUCACGGCCUACCAGCCCUGCCUACAGUAUCCCUUUACCUCCGUGCCCUUGAGUGGAGGUGCCCCAGGCACCCGAGCCUCCCGUCGCUGUGACCGGGCUGGCCACUGGGAGCCGGGGGACUAUUCCCACUGCCUGUACACCAAUGACAUCACCAGGGUGCUGUACACCUUCGUGCUGAUGCCCAUCAAUGCUUCCAAUGCACUGACCCUGGCCCACCAGCUGCGAGUGUACACGGCAGAGGCUGCCAGCUUCUCGGACAUGAUGGAUGUAGUCUACGUGGCUCAGAUGAUCCAGAAAUUUUUGGGUUAUGUUGACCAGAUUAAAGAGCUGGUGGAGGUGAUGGUGGACAUGGCCAGCAACCUGAUGCUGGUGGACGAGCACCUGCUGUGGCUGGCCCAGCGCGAGGACAAGGCCUGCAGUGGCAUCUUGGGCGCCCUGGAGCGCAUCGGGGGUGCUGUCCUCAGCCCCCACGCCCAGCACAUCUCUGUGAACUCCAGGAAUGUAGCGCUAGAGGCCUACCUCAUCAAGCCACACAGCUACAUGGGUCUCAGCUGUACAGCCUUCCAGAGACAGGAGCUGGGGGUGGUGGGGCCAAGGCUGGGCGGCCCUGGCCACAGCACCCCACCUGAGCCCGAGCUCCUCGCUGACCAGCACCUCCGCUUCCGCUGCACCACCGGGAGACCCAACAUUUCCCUGUCAUCCUUCCACAUCAAGAACAGCGUGGCCCUGGCCUCCAUCCAGCUGCCACCCAGCCUCUUCUCAUCCCUUCCGGCUUCCCUGGCUCCCCCGGUACCUCCAGACUGCACCCUGCAACUGCUGGUCUUCCGAAACGGCCGCCUCUUCCGCAGCCAUGGCAACACCUCCCGGCCCGGAGCUGGCGGGCCUGGCAAGAGGCGUGGUGUGGCCACCCCUGUCAUCUUCGCGGGCACCAGUGGCUGUGGCGUGGGGAACCUGACCGAGCCAGUGGCUGUGUCUCUGCGACACUGGGCUGAGGGGGCCGAUCCCAUGGCAGCCUGGUGGAGCCAGGAGGGGCCCGGGGGCUGGAGCUCAGAAGGCUGCCAGCUGCGCUCCAGCCAGCCCAACGUCAGCUCCCUGCACUGCCAGCACCUGGGCAGUGUGGCUGUGCUCAUGGAGCUGAGUGCUUUCCCCAAGGAGCCUGGGGGCUCUGGGGCCGGGCUGCACCCUGUCGUGUACCCCUGCACAGCCCUGCUGCUGCUCUGCCUCUUCUCUACCAUCAUCACCUACAUCCUCAACCACAGCUCCAUCCACGUGUCCCGGAAGGCGUGGCACAUGCUGCUGAACCUAUGUUUCCACAUGGCCAUGACCUCUGCCGUCUUUGCAGGAGGCAUUAUGCUCACCAAUUACCAGAUGGUCUGCCAGGCGGUGGGCAUCACUCUGCACUACUCUUCACUGUCCACCCUGCUGUGGAUGGGGGUGAAGGCGCGAGUCCUGCAUAAGGAGCUCACCUGGAAGGUGCCCCCUCCACAAGAAGGUGACCCUCUGCCACCUGCUCCCCAGCCCAUGCUCCGGUUCUAUUUGAUUGCCGGAGGGAUCCCACUCAUCAUCUGUGGCAUCACAGCUGCGGUCAACAUCCACAACUACCGGGACCACAGUCCCUACUGCUGGCUGGUGUGGCGUCCCAGCCUCGGCGCCUUUUACAUCCCGGUGGCUUUGAUUCUGCUGAUCACCUGGAUCUACUUCCUGUGUGCAGGACUGCACUUACGGGGUCCUCUGGCAAAGAGCCCGAAGGGCGGCGGCAGCAGGAUCUCCCUAGAGCCAGGGGAGGAACUGAGGGCUUCCACCAGGCUCAGGAGCAGCGGCGCCCUCCAGAGUGACUCAGGUUCCCUGCUGGCAACCGCGAGCACAGGGGUGGCGACCCCAGGUUUCCCGGAGGACUGUGACGGCCUCUAUUCCCCAGGAGUCCAGCUGGGGGCGCUGAUGACCACGCACUUCCUGUACCUGGCCAUGUGGGCCUGCGGGGCUCUGGCCGUGUCCCAGCGCUGGCUGCCACGUGUGGUGUGCAGCUGUCUCUAUGGAGUGGCGGCCUCGGCCCUGGGCCUCUUUGUCUUCACGCAUCACUGUGCCAGGCGCAGGGACGUCAGGGCCUCCUGGCGCGUGUGCUGUCCCCCGGCUUCUCCCUCGGCCCCCCACGCUUCAACCCGUGCGGUGCCCACCACCAUCGAGGACGGUCCCUUUGUGGUGGCCGAGGGGCCCGGGUCCCUCCAGUCCUCCCCGAGCGGCAGCAGCGGGCCUUGCAAGCUCACCAAUCUGCAGCUGGCCCAGAGUCAGGGGUGCGAGAUGGGGAUACCCCGCGGGGAUGGGGACCCGGAGCCCACGGGUCCCCGGGCGGGCCUGGCCCCACGCCACCCCAACAACGUGCACCACGGGCGCCGCGCGCACCGGAGCCGAGCCAAGACGCCCCGCGCGGGGGAGGCGGGCGGCAGGAGCCGGCUGCGGGCGGUGCGGGCGGGCGCGAUCCCCGGGGCGCCAGAGCCGCCUUCCAGCGAGAGCGGCAGCCUGCGCCGCAGCCCUAGCGACAGCCACCCGCCCGAGGGCGAGGCCGCGCUCACGCUGUCAGAAGGCAGCGACACGAGUGCCGCGCCGGCCCCUGAGGCCGGGCGGCCGGGCCAGCGCCGCAGUAUCAGCCGCGACAACCUCAAAGGUGGCGGCGCGCCGGAGAAGGAGAGCAAGCGGCGCUCGUACCCGCUCAACAGCGCCAGCCUGAACGGCGCGCCCAAGGGCAGCAAGUACGACGACAGCGCCGCCUGCGUGGAGGCGGCGGGCAGCGGCUGCAUGAAGACAGGCCUCUGGAAGAGCGAGACCACCGUCUAGGGCCGGCCGCCGCACGCUAGGACGAGCCGCAGCGGGCUGUUACCGGAGCUGGAGCCCGGGCCCGGCCGCACAGCGCAGUCAGCAGGGCCGAGGGUGCUGCCCGGCCGAGGCUGGGGAGAGGCAGUGGUCUACUGCUUGCCUGCAGGGCCACCCCUCUGCGGUAGUAAUACCCCGGAAACACGCUUGAUAAACUUCCGUCCAGCUCAGGCCAGUUUUAAGGUUAAGCUCUAGGAGCCCUCCCAGGUAGGCUGAAAGCCCUGUCGGUCUGAGUGGGGGAGCACAGUUCAGCCAGGACGGGCUCCUUCCCAAGCGCCCCAUGUUCCUGCGCACGGGGCCUCCGGCUACUGCCAGCCGCCCAGGAAGACAGGACAGGAGCUUGGGUCCGCCCUGACUGCCUAGCUCGGGGGAACCUUGCUCCUCCCGAGGCUCUGGCUCCGUGAGCCACCCUAGCACGCGAGCCACUGCCAGGCCCAGGGUGGUAUUACCUGGUGCUGCUCUUAAGAUUAGCUAUGCAAGAGGGGACAGUGGGCGAAGGGCAGCUGUGGAGAUCAACCAGUUCUGUAAGAGCAAGGCAGGUGGGAAUGGCACGCAGUCAGAGGCAACACCACUCCGUGACUGGUACCCACGCAGGACCCAGCACUCAGAACACAGCCUAGGCGCCCCCACCUGCAAAGCUGACUGCAGGUGGCCACUAACUGUAGGAAAGUGGAGGCGCCCACACCUGGAUUCGGGCAGGAAUGAAGGAACAGUGCUCUGAAGAUGGCUCCACCGUAACGCUGCUGCUGCCGCCGGUGGUUUGGAGAAGCCCUUCUGUUCAGUUACAAAACCGUCUCCACCUUCCACGCAGGGGACACAGGAAGACCACCUCCUUGCCUCUGUGAGGCCAUAUGGAAGAAGCACCCCAAUAAUGCAGUCUCUAACUCCACGGUAGGGAGAAACCUCCAAGAUGUCAAAACAGCUUCUGACUCGAAGAAGCCCGAGCCAAGCCCUGAGGCAGGGACGGGUUCCUGCAGCUCAGGGGUCUGUGCCUUCACUACUUUGAAACACCAGCACCCGGACCUUUCCCAACCUAAUAUGCAAACACCAGCCUUACUAUAGGACCAACACAAGUGGAGGGAACCCCGGACCCUAUGAAGAGCAAUGGGACCCAGGUCUGGCCCAGGUCCCCUCCCAGCCUCCAUGUCCCCCGGCCUAAUCACCACGUGGAAAGGACACAGGGAGAAGAAACUUCUGCUCCUUGAGAUAGGUCCUGUUAUUUAUGCUUGCUGCACAGACAAUAUUAGGGGAAAAUAAGCUUUGUAUUAUUCUUCCACAUACGCUGGCUGCUGUUUACAUACCCUGCCAAUGCCUUAGCACUGGAGAGCUUUUUGCAAUACGCUGGGGAGAGGGAGGGAGGGAAUGAAAAGUGCCAAAGAAAACAUGUAUUUAAAAGCUCCGAUUUUAUACAAUAGAAUGUUUUCUAGCAGA
Messenger RNA from Chinchilla lanigera (long-tailed chinchilla), 5324 nucleotides. RefSeq names its product adhesion G protein-coupled receptor A2 (gene Adgra2). Gene Ontology annotation, biological process: G protein-coupled receptor signaling pathway; cell surface receptor signaling pathway; sprouting angiogenesis. Gene Ontology annotation, molecular function: G protein-coupled receptor activity; protein binding. The record is from RefSeq and is a predicted model, not a curated record. Gene Ontology annotation, cellular component: plasma membrane; Wnt signalosome. NCBI's taxonomy places the organism in Eukaryota, Metazoa, Chordata, Mammalia, Rodentia, Chinchillidae.